Chionomys nivalis (European snow vole) is the source of this 321-nucleotide messenger RNA. It is a transcript of the gene C9H20orf202, whose product is annotated as chromosome 9 C20orf202 homolog. NCBI's taxonomy places the organism in Eukaryota, Metazoa, Chordata, Mammalia, Rodentia, Cricetidae. The coding region runs from base 25 to 321 and encodes 98 amino acids. The record is from RefSeq and is a predicted model, not a curated record. The transcript is spliced from 2 exons.
AAGGACUCUAUCCAGGACACCGAGAUGGAAAUACCAGGAGAGACAGCAGCAAAUCUUGGGCAGACCCUGGAAUGGCUGAGGAAGGAGCUGGCUGAGAUGCAGAUCCAAGACCAGCAGCUGUUGCUCUCACUGAGGCAUUUGCAGAGCCUCCUAGGGGAGCUUCGAGCCGAAAGCACCCACUGGGAGGACACAAGGCCCAGCAGAAGUACAUCACCUUUCCGAGCUAGACUGGGCUCAGAGGGCCGGGGCUACCAGCCUGUGUCGAGGGAACUGGCCCAGCUGCUCCGAGGAGAAGAAAGCAGGCGAAGCUCCCUUCCUUAA